AUGAAGGCAGCCGGAGAAGCUGGAGGAAGCAGCACGCUGCGGAUAUUGGUGGCGACCGAUUGCCACCUCGGCUACCUAGAGAAGGACGAGCUACGCCGAUCCGACUCAUUCGACACCUUCGAGGAGAUCUUCUCACUGGCAGAGAAACACAAUGUGGAUUUCCUGCUUCUCGGUGGCAAUCUGUUCCACGAGAACAAGCCGUCACGCUCGACGCUGGUGAAGACGAUCGAGAUCCUGAGGCGGCGCUGCCUCCACGACCGGCCGGUCCAGUUCCAGGUGGUCAGUGAUCAUGCAGCCAGCCUGCAGAACUUGUUUGGUCGACCGAAUUUUGAGGACCAAAACAUCAACGUUGGCUUGCCUGUGUUCACCAUCCAUGGCGACCAUGAUGAUCCUACAGGAGUGGAUAAUAUGUCCGCCAUCGAUGUCCUUGCUGCGACCGGUUUAGUGAAUUACUUUGGAAAGAUGGAUCUUGGCGGUUCUGGCGUCGGUCACAUGUCAAUUCAUCCUAUACUUAUCAAAAAGGGUGCAACUUCUGUCGCAUUAUAUGGCUUGGGGAACGUUAGGGAUGCAAGAUUAAGCAGAAUGUUUCAGACACCAGGUGCAAUAGGUUGGAUGAAACAUGAGAGUACAGAGGAUAUAUCACUGUCUGACUGGUUCAACAUUCUGGUUCUUCAUCAGAACAGGAUAAAUGGAAGUCCAGACAACGGCAUCAAUGAACGUCUAUUACCAAACUUUCUGGAUUUAGUAAUAUGGGGCCAUGAGCAUGAAUGCCUUGUUGAUCCCAAGGAGGUUCCUGGAAUGGGUUUCCACAUCACGCAGCCAGGAUCUUCAAUUGCCACAUCGAUGACCAGUGCUGAAGCAAAACAAAAGCAUGUUCUUUUGUUGGAAAUAAACGGAAUGAAAUACAGGCCAACUAAUAUACCUCUGAAGACUGUUAGACCUUUUGAAUAUGCCGAGGUUGUGUUAGAAGACCAAGCUGACAUCGACGCCAAUGAUGAAGCAUCUGUGGACGCACAUUUGGAUAAAGUAGUGGCCAAUCUUAUUGAGAAGAAUGACACAACAGCAGGCAGUGGAUCAGAGCCCAAACUUCCACUUGUUAGGAUAAAGGUGGACUACACUGGGUUCUUAACAAUACACCCACAACGGUUCGGUCAGAAGUAUGUUGGGAAGGUUGCCAACCCACAAGACAUUAUUGUUUUCUCAAGGUCAGCAAAAAGGCGCCAAAACACGCAAGAUACCGCUGGCGGUUCCAGAGAACUCUACCCAAAUGAGCUUAAUCAACACACGGUCGAAGCUUUGGUUGCAGAAAUUAACUUGAAUAUGCAGGUUCUUCGGCUAGAUGACCUGGACACUGCCCUGCAUGUUUUCGUCAACAAGGAUGACAAUAUGGCAUUUCACUCUUGCUUGCAGAAGAACACCGAAGAGGCAAUAAACAUGUUGACUGCCAGCAAGGUAGAUACUGACAUCGAAGAUGGAGAUGCAAUGGUAGUACAUGAUUUGGAUCAGUUCAUGCAGGCACGAGAGAAGGGAAGAACCCAAACGGCCACGGGCGCCCAGAGCCUCCCAACCAGCACGGCGCUCAGCGCAUUUGAGGAGCUGAAAUGCUCCCCGGAUCCGGACCAAGAUAUCCGCGACGAUUCGGAUGAGCUCAUUGAAACAUCGGAUGGAGAGUGCCAUCAUGAGAAGAUGGCAAGGCCGGGGAAGCGGCCGGCCCCUUUUCCUGCCACGGCUGGGGGUUCUGCGUCUUCACCUUCUUCCUCGGCCCGGGGGAGGAAGACGGACCUGGCUUCGUUCCGCGCGCCUGCGGUGAAGGAAGAGUUGGACGACCGCGGGACCAAGAAAGGACGACCUUCCCCUCAUGUUGCUGGGAGGUAUGGCGCGGUAAGGAGGAACCGUUGA
Molecule: messenger RNA, 1899 nt
Organism: Triticum turgidum subsp. durum (durum wheat)
Lineage: Eukaryota; Viridiplantae; Streptophyta; Magnoliopsida; Poales; Poaceae
Source: the annotation of a GenBank genome assembly